CCUGCCAACAACCAACCAAGCAUUUGCUUGUUGAGAUUGCUGGCAGUGCAUCACCUCGACAGCAGCAAUGGGCGCACAGAAGAAGAAGGCUAAGUUCGUGGCCAAGGGUCUGCUGCAGCAGAAGAUCAAGCAGCGCAAUGCCAAGAAGAAAUUCCAGGCCAUGAAGGACAAGAAGCGCAACCGCUUCGAGCGCAACAGCGAUGCACCCAGCAAGAAGAAGCUGCGUAACGCUGCGGCCGAGGGUGGCUCUGCUAAAAAGGACGAGCCCGACAUGCUGGACGAGAUGGACGUGGAUGACUUCCUGAACGCCGACUUCCUGGACUCGGACAACGAGGAGAUCGAUGAUGAGGUGGUCGAUGACGCUAGCGAUGAUGGGAGCAAGGCAAAGGCCAAGCAGGAGAAGGACGACGAUGAUGUGGACGACGGUAGUAGCAGUGAAGAGGAGGACGAGAGUGCUCUAGACCCUCGCUACAUGUCCGGCACUCCGAUUGGUGGAGAUGACGACGAUGACGAUGACGACGAGGCUGAGGAGACGGAGGAUGCUGAACAGGAGCAGGAACAAGAGGAGCAGAGCGUUGGCCGCACCGUCGUGACCAUGGCCAUCUUGCAGAAGGCCGAGAAGGAGUGCUUUGAGGCCAAGUCGGUCUCGGGUCUGCGUCGCUUGAUGAAGAUCUUCAGCGACGCCUGCCGUUCCAGCGACGCUGCGGACUCCAGCAAGGAGGGCGAGAUCACGUUCGACGUGCAGAGUAGCGCCGUGUACAACCGCUUGAUGGUCAACGUGUUCCGCAAGACUCACGAGACUCUGACCGCUCUGGUGGCGCUUGAAUCCUCGUCCGAGGAAGACUCCAAGCUUAAGAUUGACGACAAGAAGUGGAAGAAACACUCACUGGUGAUCCGCCGUUUCUUCAGCUGCGCCUGCUACCUGCUCGAACAAACCACCGGCCAGGACAUCCAGACCUUCGUGCUGCGUGAGCUGGCGCACUACAUCCCGUUUGUCGUGCCGUGCCCCAAGACUUCGCGUCGGAUGCUCAAGGCGCUGCUUAAACUGUGGGCUAAGUCGCUGAACGCCAACGUGUGCAUGCUGGCCUUCGUCCGCAUUCGUGACAUGGCUCUGGCUGUGCCUUUCCCGUUCCUGGAACUCUGUCUGAAGGGUAUCUACGUCACGUACAUGCGCAAUACCAAGUUCACGAACGAGGUGACGCUGCCCCACCACAUCCUCAUGGGCAACUGUGUGGUCGAGCUCUUCGGCCUGGACCUCAGCAGCUCGUACCAGCACGCGUUCGUGUACAUUCGCGAGCUGGCCAUUGCUGUGCGUAAGACUAUCACAUCUCCGGGCCCGGACUCGUUCAAGGCUGUGCUCAACUGGCAGUUCUUCAACCAGUUGCGUGUAUGGACUGCCGUCGUGUGCGCGUACCCGGCCGAGAACCAGCUCCGUGCGCUCGUGUACCCCUUGAGUCAGCUCCUACUCGCCGUUGUGCGACUAUCGAGCACGCUACGCUUUGCCGCGCUGCGUUUCCACUGCGUGAAGCUGUUGCAGCAGCUCGCGCUCGCUACCAACUCGUUCAUCCCCACGAGUCCGGCUCUGCUUGAAGUGCUGCAACUCGAGCCGUUCAAGUCGUCGUACAGAUCUAGCGGAGCCAAGAAGGCUGCUAAGGGCAGCAAUCCUACUACUGAGGUGGACCUGGAGCUCAGCGUGAAGCUGGCGAAGACGGCUCUGGACGCCAAGCGCGUACACGAUCAGAUCAUUGUACGGCUCUUUGAGCUGCUACAGCGCGAGUGCGAUGUGUACAAGUUCAACGUGGCCUUCCCGGAGUUCGCAGUGCCAUUGCAGCUCACUCUCAACAAGUUCGUACACGCGUGUGCAGUUCCCAAGUGGAAGGCCCAAGCACGUGGACUCAGUGACAGUAUAAAGAAGCGUGCAGACUGGAUCCGCUCCAAGCGCAGCGGCCUGGACCUGUGCCCGAAGGAUACGGCGCAGCUGGAUGAUUUCUUACGUGCUGAGCGUGAAGCUGCAGUCAAGAAGAUCUUCGAGAAGGACGCGUCGGAUCUGCAGGAGAAGUUGGACGCUUCGGCCCAAGCAUCUAAGGACAAGGAGGAUGACUCCAAGCCGGCUGAAGAAGGGAAGAAGAAGAACAAAAAGAAGAAACAACGCGCGAAGAAGAACGGCACGCCCGUGGACGAAGAGACUGUGACCAAGGUCAAAAAGAUGUCGCUCAAGGAGUUUAAGAAGUCGGUGGCAGCAGUGGACGCUGCUGAUGAAGUGGGCGACUUUAACUUCUCAUCGGACGAGGAGUAAGUAAACAAGGAGAAAGCACUUGAAUAGAUACAUUGGCAAUGUUUGAUGCAUAAAGAUGGUGUAUUAUGGAGCAAAAGGGAACGUUCUUGUCUACAGAGUGGCAAGUGGCCUCCUCCCUAAUACAGACUGGUCUUCUUCAUAAUGCGCA
Phytophthora nicotianae INRA-310 is the source of this 2444-nucleotide messenger RNA. RefSeq lists its product as hypothetical. NCBI's taxonomy places the organism in Eukaryota, Oomycota, Peronosporomycetes, Peronosporales, Peronosporaceae. The record is from RefSeq and is a predicted model, not a curated record. Gene Ontology annotation, cellular component: Noc1p-Noc2p complex; Noc2p-Noc3p complex; nucleoplasm. Gene Ontology annotation, biological process: ribosomal large subunit biogenesis. Bases 68 to 2296 code for a protein of 742 amino acids. The transcript has a single exon.